GGCGGGAGGUGCGCCCGGCGGCGCGCGCAGGGUGGGCUCAGCGAGCGGCCGCGGGGUUUACGGGCACGGGGCGGGGUUCCUCGGAUCGAAGCGCCGCUCUGCCGCAGCACCCACAGCACCGCGGGCUCGGUGACGGUGCAGCAUGGACGGAGCAGGGCCGGAGGAGGCCCGGGGCCAGGAGCUCGGUCCCAGCACCACGAGAAGCGUCCUGGAGAGUUUCAGCGAGAGCCGGGAGGUCGCGGCGCUCCUCGGGAGCCUGGGUGCGGUCUGCGGGGACCUGGUGUCUCGAGAAAUGGCCGUGGAGAAGUUCCUAGGUAUAAUGGACAAGUACCAGGAGCAGCCUCACCUGUUGGAUCGCCACUUAGAGUGGAUGAUGAAUUCAUUGUUGGAUAUAGUGCGGGAAAAUGUUUCUCCUCCUCCACUAGUUCACCUGGCUUUUAAAUUUCUUUACAUCAUUACAAAGGUAAGAGGGUACAAACGUUUCCUCCCACUAUUUCCUCAUGAAGUAGGUGAUCUGCAGCCAGUUUUGGAUAUGCUUGUAGACCAGGACCCAAAAGACUCUGAGAGUUGGGAAACUCGUUAUAUGCUGUUAUUGUGGCUCUCCAUGAUCUGCUUGAUUCCGUUUGAUCUAGCCCGUUUUGAUGGCAAUAUUAGUUCUGAGGAGGGGCACGCUCGUAUGCCAACAAUGGAUCGCAUCCUUCAAAUAGCAAAGUGUUACCUGAUUGUCAGUGACAAGGCUCGAGAUGCAGCUGCUGUGCUGGUUUCAAAAUUUAUUGUCCGCCCUGAUGUCAGGCAAAAAAGGAUGGCAGACUUCCUGGACUGGACACUUUCGUUGCUAUCCAAAUCAUCCUCCCAGACGAUGGAGGGGACUGUCAUUAUUAAUGGCAUGCUCCAGGCCCUGGCACAGCUAUUCAAACAUGGCAAAAGAGAAGACUGUUUACCAUAUGCUGCUGUUGUACUUCAGUGUCUUGACAACUGCAAGCUGUCAGAAAGUAAUCAGAUGGUUCUUCGCAAGCUGGGGAUGAAACUUGUUCAGCGACUUGGACUGACAUUUGUGAAACCAAAGGUGGCAAAAUGGAGGUAUCAGCGGGGCUGUCGGUCUCUGGCUGCCAACCUGCAAGCUCAGGGCCCAGUUAUGCAGAAUCAGGUGAUAACAGUUGCUGCUAAUGAAGCUGAUGAUGAAGAGGAAUAUGACAUUCCAGGAGAGAUUGAAAAUGUUGUAGAGCAAUUGUUGGUUGGACUGAAAGACAAAGACACCAUUGUCAGGUGGUCUGCAGCAAAAGGCAUUGGUCGAAUAACUGGAAGACUUCCAAAAGAAUUAGCAGAUGAUGUGAUCGGAUCUCUGUUGGACUGCUUUAGUUUCCAGGAAACAGACAAUGCGUGGCAUGGUGGAUGCUUGGCGCUGGCUGAAUUAGGCAGAAGAGGAUUGUUACUACCUUCCCGAAUUUCAGAUGUUGUUCCCGUAAUUUUGAAAGCACUCAUCUAUGAUGAGAAAAGGGGGGCGUGCAGCGUGGGUUCCAACGUGCGAGAUGCAGCGUGCUACGUGUGCUGGGCUUUCGCUCGAGCUUAUGAUCCUGUAGAACUGAUACCCUUUAUUAAUCAGAUAGCAAGUGCAUUGGUUAUUGCUGCAGUUUUCGAUCGUGAUAUUAAUUGCAGAAGAGCUGCUUCUGCUGCCUUCCAGGAGAAUGUUGGGAGACAGGGUACUUUUCCACAUGGCAUAGACAUUCUAACUGCAGCGGAUUAUUUUGCUGUUGGUAACAGAGUUAACUGUUAUCUGACUAUAAGUGUGUAUAUUGCUGGCUUUCCUGAGUAUACACAGCCUAUGAUUGACCACUUAGUUAAUGUGAAGAUUAACCACUGGGAUGGUGUUAUUCGAGAACUUUCCACCAAAGCUCUGCAUAACCUCACUCCACAAGCUCCGGACUACAUGGCAAACGUGGUUUUGCCAAGACUUCUGCCUUUGUCAGUGGGCACAGAUCUGCACACGCGCCAUGGGGCGAUUCUUGCCUGUGCUGAAAUCACCCACGCGCUGUGUAAGCUAGCAGAAGAGAACAAGAGAUCUGUAAUGUAUUAUUUCAAUGAAAACUCAUUGGAGGGACUUAAGCAAAUCCAUCAAGAGCUUUGCCGUCGUCAACUGUACAGGGGUCUAGGUGGAGAGCUGAUGAGGCCAGCUGUCUGCACUUUAAUUGAAAAGUUGUCACUAUCAAAAAUGCCAUUUAGAGGAGACCCAAUAAUCGGUGGCUGGCAGUGGUUAAUAAAUGACACUCUGAGAAGUCUCCCUCUUAUUUCAAGUGCUGCACGACAGAAUAUAAAGGAGUCUGCAGUCUCUGCACUUGCUGCACUGUGUAAUGAAUAUUACAUCAAUGAAAAGGGAGAAGCUGAUCCAGCUCUACAAGAUGAGUUGGUGACACAGUGCAUUUCAGAACUACAAAACACAGAGGAAAUGAUUCGUUGUGGCUUUUCACGAGCUCUUGGGGCCCUUCCAAGAUUUCUGCUAAAGGGCAGGCUCCAGCAAGUUUUAGAAGGUUUGAAAAAAGUUACUUUAAUUUCCCCUACGGAUGUGAGCUUUGCAGAAGCCAGAAGAGAUGCCCUAAUAGCAAUUGCAAAGGUUUGCCAGACAGUGGGCGUGAAAGGAGAAGGGUCCCAGGAAGACUAUGUCUGUAGAGAUAAUGUUACUCAGAUUUAUGCUGCUCUACUCGGUGGGGUGACCGACUACACCACAGACAGCCGCGGGGAUGUUGGAGGAUGGGUACGUGAAGCUGCCAUGACAAGUUUAAUGGAAGUGACACUUCUGCUAGUUCAGAAUGAAGUGGAGUUAAUUAACACUGACAUCUGCAAGCAGAUUAUGUGCUGGUUGGCCCAACAGUCGGCGGAAAAAAUUGAUAAAUUUCGAGCUCAUGCAGGAUCUGUGUUCCUUACUCUUUUACAUUUUGACCAUCCUCCGAUUCCACACAUACCGCAUCGAGAAGAGCUAGAGAGGAUAUUUCCAAGGUCAGAGAAGGAGACUCUAAACUGGAAUGCUGCAUCGGAAGCUUUCCCUCGAAUCACCCAGCUUUUGGGUUUGCCAGCAUACCAGUACUAUGUGCUUCUGGGGCUCUCGGUGUCUGUUGGUGGGUUAACGGAGACAACGCUCAGAUACUCUGCCCAGAGCCUUUUUGACUACAUGAAGAAAAUCCAGAAUGAUCUCAGUGCUAUGGAGAGUUUUUGCGAGUCAUUGCUAAAAGUCUUUGAGGACAACCUGCGGAAUGACCGGGUGUCUGUACCUCUCCUGACGAUGCUGGACCAAAUGCUGGCAAAUGGCUGUUUUGAUAUAUUUACUGUGCAACAGAACCAUCCCUUUUCAGUGAAGUUACUUACCCUGUGUAAAGAAGAGAUCAAAAAAUCCAAAGACAUCCGGAAGCUUCGUUCCAGUAUAGGAGUCUUUUGUGGCCUGAUUCAAUUUCAAGGAGACAUGAGAGACCAAGUUUUAUUUCAGUUGUUUCUCCUUCUUUGCCAUCCAUUUCCUGUAAUCCGGAAAACAACAGCCGCUCAAGUGUAUGAAAUGUUGAUAACCUACAGCGACAUAGUCGAUCCUGCCAUUUUGGAUGAGGUCAUGGCCAUACUCAGUGAUACCAACUGGGAAGCUGAAUUGCCAGUGGUCAGAGAGAAACGCAACUGUCUCUGUGAUCUCAUGGGAGUGCCCAAACCGCAGCUAGUAUCCAAGAGUUCGGCACAAUGAAGCUUCAGGCACCGGCUGCCAGUUUGCAAACUGAAGCUCUUGGUUCAGAUGCCAUCAAGACUGAAAGAGUUCGUGCUGCAGCAUCCUGCAAACUGGAUUCUGGGCAUUAGCUACAAAGUGCACUGGUUAAUAAAAUAAGAGGCAGAGAUGAUGUCUUCAGGUGUUGUGCUGUGUGACAGCCAGAAAGAUUCAUUAUGUUUUCAGUUUUUGAAAUCCUUCUCUGUAGCCACAAGAUGCUGUUUGUUGUCAUACGUCUGUGACAGCUAACCUGGGGGUUCCGGUGUUGGUGGCUGAUACUUCUACAGCUCUGAAUGGAGCUGUUCAGCCUGUGCUUGCUUAACACACAGGAAUUGUUAAACUCAACUGGCUGCAUUAAUCUCUUAAAAGAAUUGUUUUUCAGAGUUGAAAAUGGCAGUGCUUGGUGAUGAUGAAAUAUUCCUGACCAUCAAGUAUCUGUCGUUCAAGCGUCAUAGUCAUCAUAGUUCUCCAGGCUGAACAAGCCCAACUCUCUCAGCCUGUCCUCAUAUGGGAGGUGCUCCAGCCCUCUGAUCAUCUUUGUAGCCCUCCUCUGGACCUGUUCCAACAGCUCCAUAUCCUUCUUAUGUUGAGGAUUCCAGAACUGGACACAAUACUCCAGAUGAGGAAUAGAGGGGCAGAAUCACCUCCCUCGCCCUGCUGGCCACGCUUCUCUCGAUGCAGGCCAGGAUACAGUUGGCCUUCUCAACUGCGAGCACACAUUGCCGGCUCAUGUCGAGCCUCUCAUGGACCAGCACCCUCAAGUCCUUCUCUGCAGGGCUGCUCUCAAUCACAUCAUCUCCCACCCUGUACUGAAAUCGGGGAUUACCCCGACCCAAGUGCACUUGGCCGUGUUGAACCUCACGAGUUUCUCACAGGCCCACUUCUCCAGCCUGUCCAGGUGGCAACUGCACCACUCGGCUUGGUGUCAUCUGUACAGACCCCUGAGGGACACCACUUGUCUCCACGUGGGCUUUGAGCCAUUGUCUACUACUCUCUGAAUAUGACCAUCCAGCCAGUUUCUUAUCCACUGAACAGUCCACCCAUCAAAUCCAUAUCUCUCCAAUAUAGAGAGAAGGAUGUUGUGAGGGACAGUUUCACAUGCUUUACUAAAGUCCAGAUAGAUCACAUCCGUUGGUUUUCCUGUGUCCACUGCUGCAGUUACCUCAUCAUAGAAAGCCACCAAGUUGGUCAGACAGGAUUUGCCCCUGAUGAAGCCAUGCUGGCUGCCAUUAAUCACCUCCCUGUCCUCCAUGUGCUUUAGCAUGGCUUCUAGGAGGAUCUGUUCCAUGAUCUUCCCAGACACAGAGGCGAGGCUGACAGGUCCGUAGUUCCCAGGGUCGUCUUUUCUACCCUUUUAAAACAUUAGCACAAUGUUACCCAUCUUCCAGUCACCAGGGACUCUUCCUGAUUGCCAUGACUUUUCAAAUAUCACGGAGAGUCGCUUGGGAACCACAUCACCCAAUUCCUUCAGGACUCUGGGAUGCAUCUCAUCAGGUCCUAUAGACUUGUAUUUGUUCAGGUUCCUCAGGUGGUCGCAAACCUAAUCCUCCUCUACAGUGGGAGGGAUUUUAACUGCUAGGUCACCAUCUUGUCCCAUGGCCCAGGAGGGUUGAGGAGAGCGGCUGUCAGUGAAGACUGAGGCAAAAAUGUUGCUGACUAUGUCAGCCUUCUGCUUGUCUGUUGAUAUGAGGUCACCAUUUUCAUCCAUCAGUGGUGGUACAUUCUCUUUAACCUUCCUUUUCGGACUGACGUACCUGAUUGUAGAAGUCCUUCUUGUUUAGUCUUCACUUCCCUUGCCAAGUUCAGCUCCAGCUGCACCUUGGCCUUCCUGAUCUUAUCCCUACACAACCGGGCAGCGUCCCUAUAGACAUCCCAGGUUACACGGAGGAGAAGUGCACAGGCAACAUGAUCGCCUGAUUACACUGUGUUACUGAUGGUUCUAAUACCACUAUCCCAACACUACAAAUAAAGCAGUGGAUCUUUAUACGCACACAUCUAUGACUCUUGGUAAGGCGGGAUAAAUUCAGGCAGAGGAACUCCCUAAGCAGUGUCUGACAAUACAAUUUGACAGUCAAAGUGACUUUGAUAGGUGCUGCGUGAUAGUAAAAUGAGCAAAUGGCAUUAUCCCUGGUUAACUCUUAGAAAUGGGGCUUCUCAGCACAAAGGUUAAUUUAAUGAAGCACAAAUUACUAAAAAAUUCGAAACCUCUGAGCAUAUUGGGCUCCCUGCACCGACCCCAGUAUCACAGCUU
Cuculus canorus (common cuckoo) is the source of this 5987-nucleotide messenger RNA. RefSeq names its product tubulin folding cofactor D (gene TBCD). NCBI's taxonomy places the organism in Eukaryota, Metazoa, Chordata, Aves, Cuculiformes, Cuculidae. Gene Ontology annotation, molecular function: GTPase activator activity; beta-tubulin binding. The record is from RefSeq and is a predicted model, not a curated record. The transcript has 39 exons. Gene Ontology annotation, biological process: post-chaperonin tubulin folding pathway; bicellular tight junction assembly; adherens junction assembly. Gene Ontology annotation, cellular component: lateral plasma membrane. Bases 143 to 3718 code for a protein of 1191 amino acids.